Molecule: messenger RNA, 875 nt
Organism: Rhizophagus irregularis DAOM 181602=DAOM 197198
Lineage: Eukaryota; Fungi; Glomeromycota; Glomeromycetes; Glomerales; Glomeraceae
Source: RefSeq, a predicted model, not a curated record
ACUUCUAAGAGAUCUACCAAUUCCACUCAUUCUUCUACUUCUAAAACCACCAAAGAUUGUAGUAUUUGCGUAGAAACUUAUGAUUUAAAUCAAUUUGAAAAAAUAACAAAUAAUUGUAUACAUUCAAAUGAUAUUUGUAAAAGUUGUGUUUCUCGACACAUUGAAACUCAAUUAAAUACCAAAGGUGAUGUUGAAGGUAUUCUUUGUCCUUUUGGUAAUGAUUGUGGUUUUCUGAUUGAAUAUGAUGAUGUUCAAAGAAUUGCUGGUGGUGAUCUAUUCGAACGAUUUGACAGUUUGUCAUUAAAACAAACUUUGAGUAAUAUGCCGGAUUUCAGGUGGUGUAAAAAUGCUGGUUGCGGUUCCGGUCAAAUUCAUUCCGGUAGCGAUAAGGAACCUAUAAUGACUUGUAAAGCAUGUGGUGAAAAAUCAUGUUAUACUCACGACAUUCCAUGGCAUGAUAAUCUUACUUGUGAACAAUAUAAUGAUGCAAAACAAGGUGAAGAUAUGGCUACUCAAGAUUUACUUAAUCGUGAAACUAAAAAAUGUCCAAAAUGCGGCAAAAUAAUUUUUUUUUUUCGUUAUUACUUCACGGAAUUCACAUUGUGUUUUUUUUUACAUUACAGGUGCUUGGCUGAUUUUGAUCAAAUUAGAAGACAUGGAAAUCAUUUUCAUGAAAGAACUUGUCAAUUAUAUGGAUAGAUUAUAGAUUUUAAUUUAUUUAAAAACCAAUUCUUCCUUCAUUUAUUUUGUGGGACAAUAAUCAUGUAUUUUUAUGUGUCACAUUAUAUGUCAAAGGUUAAUAAACUUUUUACGUUUUCUUAAUUUAACUUAUUUUUUCUAAGGUAUUAAUGUAACUAUUGAAAAUCCUUUUAAUU